AUGGGUUCAGAAUCCCCGAAAUUCGUUUACAAGAUUUUGCCCCAGGCCCCUGCCGAGCCCUUUCCUGCCCAGCUACCGUUGUCAGAGUUGGACGCCAAGGACGGCUUCGUCCAUCUAAGCACGGCUACGCAGGUGCCCAAGACGGCGGAUUUAUUCUUUGCCGAGCACACGAAGCUAUGGGUGAUUAAGCUGGAGCUUUCCAAGCUGGCCGAUCCUGUCAAGUUUGAGGACAGCUUCCCUCACCUCUACGGCAACUUUGGCGCGCGUGACGUUGACUCUGCAUCUCGCUUCGAGCGUGAGCAAGCGCAGACAUGGGCAGAGAGCAUGAGUAUCUCCUCCUGGCUGGAGUAG
Molecule: messenger RNA, 351 nt
Organism: Cordyceps fumosorosea ARSEF 2679
Lineage: Eukaryota; Fungi; Ascomycota; Sordariomycetes; Hypocreales; Cordycipitaceae
Exons: 2
Coding region: 1-351 (116 amino acids)
Source: RefSeq, a predicted model, not a curated record